Ixodes scapularis (black-legged tick) is the source of this 5891-nucleotide messenger RNA. Its product is annotated as leucine-rich repeat-containing protein 1. The transcript has 5 exons. Bases 354 to 1304 code for a protein of 316 amino acids. The record is from RefSeq and is a predicted model, not a curated record. NCBI's taxonomy places the organism in Eukaryota, Metazoa, Arthropoda, Arachnida, Ixodida, Ixodidae. Gene Ontology annotation, molecular function: protein binding.
GCCUGUAACCCUUUGCGUGCCUGGAAGCGGAGCGUAUUCCAGCUGACGUCCGAUCGAUCUGGCAGGAGAAUGCAUUCCGCACACUGGGAGAAACGAGCUCGCGCAAUGCCGAUUAGACAAGGCCCUGAUCAAGAUACGGGGAACGAGCUCGUCUUGUCCCGCGUUUGGCUACCCAGCGUCUCGGGGAGAAAAAUCGGCUCGCCGAGAUAACAGCGACGCUGCCGCUGAAAACAAUCGCGAUCGGUGCCGAGGAAUCCAGGACGAUGCAUGUACGUACGCCCACGAUGCUUCAACUCUAAUUCGUGUUAACUAAACUGUCUUCUAAACCCGAAAGAACAACUAAGCAUCGCAGCAUGCACGCAGACAGCCGACGUUGUGUGGUGCCGUUGCCGUGGCGCCGCCGCCGCGCCCUGUCCGCGCUCACGGCCGCCUGGCUCCUGUCCUGCUGGUGCGGCUCCGCGUCGGCCACCCUGUGCAACCAGCUCACCAUGCUGCCGGACGAGUGCGAGUGCGACAUGGACGCCGACGGCAGACUCACGCUGCGCUGGGCGGGCACCCACGUCAACAGCCUGCUCGGCGACCUCGAGAAGAUGGCCGAAACCAACAUUUCCCUCCACGAGAUGCAGAUUCGUGACUCGGAUCUGGAGGAGUUGAAGAAGGGAUUCCCCGCGGCCAUCAAUGAGCACAUGGAGCGUCUGACGCUGGACAACACUCGCAUCGGCCAGGUCUACAUCGGAAACAUCAUCAGACCCAUUAAGAACCUGCGCAGUCUUCAGCUGCACAACGAGACCAUUCAGCAGGUGGAGGCUAACAUGCUGGACUCGCUGACACUGCUCGAGGAGCUGGGCAUCAACGAGGCCAACCUGGUGACGGUGCGCGAGAACGCCUUCGUCAAGCUGAACCUGAGCCACCUGUCGCUGCGCCACAACCACCUAACCCAGAUCCCGGACGCCGUGAGCAAGCUGCCCUUCCUGCGCGAGCUGGACCUCUUCGAGAACCCCAUCGAGGUGGUGUCCGACCAGGAGGCGCUCGUCUUCCAGUCCAACCUCAAGCUGCUCCGGAAGCUCGUCAUGAACAAAGUGCAGUGCGACUGCGAACUGGGCAAGGGCGAGUUCCUCUCGUGGAUCCGGCGUGCCAACAUCAGCGGCGUCAAGUGCGGCGAGCCCCCGUUCUUGCUGGGCAAGGACGUCACCGGACUGACCACCAAGCAGUUCUGCGACGACGCGGGGAGACCGGCGGCCACGCUGGCGAUCCUCGUGGCGGCUACGGCCCUUCACUGGGCCGCCAAGAUGGCAAUCAGCUGAACUGCCCCUCUCCGGUGUUAUAGCUACUGACAGCUUAAAGCGGAUCUCCGGCGAUAUUUCUGAACUGCCCGAACGAACACACGUUUUCGAAAUAUCCAGGAUUUGCUCUUUCCGGCAUGCUAUUUAUUAUCUCUAGAUUCAAAAUAGCCAUUGAGAAAACGGCAGAUGAAGGUGAUGCAAAAACCAACAUUCAAAUUUUCCCGCCCUCUCCGGUGGGGUGCGGUCACAUUGUGUAUAACUUGCAAGUCAAGCAGGCAGUUAAAAAGAAAAAAGAAACGCAGCAUUUUUAGCACGUUUUUUUUUCCUGUUGCUGGCAUGUGUUUAAGCAGCGUUCAUUUCACAUCAUUGCAUUAAACGUCUUUUAACCCGCAAGGAACAAGCUGUGCUGACCUCGUAUUGCCCCCACUGAUCUCUAUUGUAGUAGGCUGAAUCGCGGAUCGACGCUUGUCUUGCGAGUACCACCACAGGCAGCCAUCACUUGACACCAGCUAAUGCAUAGGGUCCUAUGGAAAAAACGAGAAAGAGUGCCAUUUCCCCCAUUUCUAAGCUGUUGUCGGCACUGAAACUUUUUGACUGUUCUUCGGGAAGCCUAUCAAAUAGGUUGCACAAACAUUAAAACUGACAGCCCUCACAGUUCUUAUAAAUAAAUGUUUUGCGAUCAAGAGUGACUCCGCUGGGCGAAAAAUGUAAUGCCGCUCAGUGAGACAAGAGCUGCCUAGAGUAACCGCGGAGUUGGUGGCGGCUUCGAUGAGUUUGGUUUAGUAGACAACAAGCUUGAACGAUUUGCUACGCGGAACUCGCUCACUCCCAGAAUGCCGCUGAUGCCGCUAUAAACCUAGAACCUUUUCGACACUCAUCAACUUCUGGGCUUCCCCGAGGACAGCAAGCUUGCCAGUUUAGCCGUGGGUGCUCUGGCAGGUUUGAUUUUUUAAUGGGCGUUCAAACGCUUGAAAAAUAUUGAUUCGACCUCCUAACACCCGAUAUAAUGAUCGGAGCGCACCAUAAAAUACUCGCCUUCGAGCACAGCGUAUAAGCUUCAAUAUUCCUACUUGUGUGUUUUUGUCCCAUAGACUUGCGUUUAUUGCCUGGUGUCAGGUAAUGAACGCCGGUGGUGCCACCGACGGGCUCCCAAUCCGCGAUCCAGCCUACAACAAUAGAGAUCAGUGAUCUCUAUUGUAUCACAAUAGAGAUCAUAUUACAUCUGACUUCACGUUUCCAGUGUUGCCAGUGCAGCCUCUCAGCCUCUCAGACAAAGUUUAAAACGUCAACAAGUUCGCGAAAAAAAAAAAAAAAAAAGAAACGUUAUUGGCCCUGUAAGUGAUGACGUCACAACAUGGCGCUGUGCUCCAAACAAACCGUUGCUAUGGCCUUUGCUGUGGACAAAUGCAAGGGGGCUCGAAAAAAGGUUAAGAUUUGUAUGAUAAAGAAAUAAUAUAUAUUAUUGUUUUCUUUAGCACUGGCUUCUCAAUAUUGUAUCAUAAAUACUUUUUUCUUUCUACUAUUUCAGUGCCAUAGAAAGAUGAUAAAAGCCUGUAAUAAAGAUUUACACCUGUAUUUAUUUGCUAGCGGACGACACGAUGGCUUCGUGGGUCUAUUGGUCUUUUCUGAUAGAGCAGGCGACUGCGUUGCAUUAAGUUGGUGACAAGCGACGAAACUUUUAUUAUCAGGGACAACUUUGUGUGGUAUUUCGGAAGCGAUGAGUGCCCGUGCCCAUCUUUGAUCGAGGCUCGAGGUGUACGAGCUAGCCGGCGGACGCCUCCCGGAAAGGCUUUGAUAUCCCAGAGAGGGGUGAAAACAUGUCAUCACGUAAUGAUGAUAAGUUACGACAAUGACGUGAAGAGUAUCAACUUCGAAGUGUAGGCCACCACGCGUUUCAAAUAGUUAUGACGACACAGAGUGCUGUUGCUUCACGAUCUGUCCGUAACAUAAACUUACCUGACAUUCUUACCCACUUAAUUAUUUCCCUUUUUUGGGGGGGUCUUGCUGGAAACGUAAGAACCAGCGUUAUUUUUUUUUCUUUUUUGCUCGCUGUGGUGGUUACAAGCGGAUACGAAAGACACUCCCAUAUCGCGAGCCUUCAAACAAAAUUUGUGGUUUUGAAUCAAUCACGUUUGAGUCAAAUGAACAGACCUAUCUCACAAAGCGUUCCAUGCAUGCGUGACGCCGCCAUAACUGUAGCUCACAAGAGGUAGGCGCCCAUGCACGAGACAACUCGUACCGUCUCGUGCUCUGCUCGAGCAGACCUCCAUCGGUGUUGGCGCGCGUGCAGAAAGACUACAGAUCCUAUGAUGCAUGCACGGUGACAGCAGUGGCGUACACAAACAAAAUGCACGUCAACCUGAAAAAUCAAAAGGAGAGCCUUAUGCUGCUUUAUUAUCAUGAAAUAAACCUAUCUAAACAGAUGUAUCCCUCGCCAAUGCGAAACCAUCAUUUUUUUUUUUUUUUGCAGCCGAUUUUUAUACGUGUGAUACGUUUCGUCUGAAUCCUGUAUCGCGCACAAAUACAAUUCGCCUUUAUAAAUCUGAUUAGUUCUUUAAGACCUUUCAUGUUCCUCAUAAAGAUACGAUCAAAAUCCUAUCAUUAAGCGAAUGACUCAGUCUGUUGCAGAUGGUAUAUUUGUUAUUCCGCAUGCGUUCGUCGUCUGCCGCUGGCAUCUCGAGGCGGUCUCGAGGACCAGAAGGUGCCGUCGCAGAUAUUCCAGAAAUAACCGAUUUCCGGCACUUUUCUGUCCUGGUAAGUGACAGACCAAGGCUUCCGAUAUCGAUUUUUUUAUAGACGUUUAAAUCCCACGUUCGAGUUUUGAACGAACGUACCUUCGGAGUGAAACCCAAUCCCGUGUAUUCGUCCAUAGCAACGCCCCUAGCAACUGUUUGUUUGGAGCGGUGGCGUCACACUUACGGGGUCAAUUGUGACUUGUAACUUCGGUUACUGGCUCAGGUGUCUCUAUUAAUAUGUUGAACCGAUUUUGAGGCCAAUCAAUGAGUAUUGAAAUUUUCGCAUUUAAGAAACGCAGUGCGAGAUGAUCCUGAACAUCGUUUUUAUCACUCCGCAGUCAAUGAGGACGGAGAAGUCGCAAAACAAGAAGCGUGAAUGUAAGCGUGAACCUGCUUAUGUUCACGCUUAAACAAGAAGCGUGGAUCGUUUUUUAAGUUGUCAGUGGCUAUAAUGUCGCGUUGUUUCUCGAGUUACCUCAUCCUGUUCACCGGAAGUGUCGAUCAUUUGAGUGAAAUACGACUUUCCCGCCCACCAUACUAAAAAAAAAAAAAAACAAUUCAGUCUUCAGUUACGAAGUCUUUCAUGGUCUCUCGUAAAUUCGUGGAACGAGAACUGUUUUCAUGCUAGAACCUCUGGAACCGUGAUUUUGAAAAAAAGGUGGAUUGCCGGUUCGUGAGCUUUCCGCACGAGCUGCGCGUGAGGGGGGAACGAGAGAGCGAGAGCACUUCGCUCCAAAGAAUGCCUUCAUCGAACGAGCUCUCGCGGAGUAGAAGCAGCACGUGCCCCUACCAGUGGCUUUGUAAUCGGCAAUUAAAAAAUUGGUGCAUUACCCGAAGCAAAAAUACCACAAAAAAAAUUUUUGUAUGCACAAACACAAAUAUAUAUUAUAUAUAUAUUGAUUUUUUUUUUUUGUUUUUGUUUAUUUGUGGAUGUCGUCCUCAUUUUUCUAUAGGCUUUCCGACAAAUUCAAGAAUAUAUAUCGUAAUCUACGAAUCUGAUAUAAAAUGUUAUGAAUCGUAAACUUGUCAAUGCGGGUUAUAAUGUAAUUAGUUAUAAUGAAAUAUUACGGAAUAAUUUCUUGAUAUGAGGGAACUUGCUGCAUGGUGUCAAUGAAUUCCUGUAUAAAAAGAUUACUGUCGUGCAUGAUCACGUUCUCUCCAUGGCCAACUUUCUGGGACAUUCCGCUGAAUAAGCAUUUUUCAAUGAAAUGUCAAAAAUUCUGAUUGACGUUCUACGAUGCCCAGACCAUUACAGUCCUUGGGAACAUCACGAUCUUUUCUCAAGAGAAACAGAAAUUUAUCAUUUUUUCCAUGUGGCCCCUAAGAAUUUAAUUAACGCAAAAACGAUUUGUAGUGCCGUAGAAUAAAAGAACUUACGCGUCCAAAUUUUUAAUUACUGCCUAUUACUAUUUAUUUUAUAACUGUGAUAUAAGAUAAUCCCGGGGAACAUUGCGAUGUUUGUAGUUGAGUUGAAAUUCUCAUUUGGGUGCAUGUGCCGAGGAGCUGAUGUCCAAGAAAGUUGGUGAUGCGUGUAGAUUAGGGGAAGGUAGCGAUCUGUGGAGAAGGGUCGCUUUUUUAUGCUAUUUUCUGCAGAAAUAACUUGUCAAUCGAAGUAUUGAUUAAUUUUCACCGAUUUUUCUUGGUGCUUACUAAGUAGUGCUGUUCACAGUCAUCGAUGAAUCCAUCUUGCACUCGUCGAAGAUAUUUAGGGAGUGCACCAGUGAAAUAUUUGAUAGUUUUUAGUUAUAUUUUUGCAUUAAAAAUUUAAUACCUGUCGCACUUGACUGAAUUGUAAUGAACAUCGGACAGUACUUUCGAUAUGUAUAAAUUAACCUACACUGCCAAUAAAUGUGAAGAUCUUUGACUUUGUCAA